Owenia fusiformis is the source of this 1888-nucleotide messenger RNA. NCBI's taxonomy places the organism in Eukaryota, Metazoa, Annelida, Polychaeta, Sabellida, Oweniidae. The record is from the annotation of a GenBank genome assembly.
UACAUGGCCAAAGUCAACAAUUGUUUUUAGUAAGAAUAGCCAGUUAAGCAAAAAUGUUUUUGGUUUUCAUGAUCGGACUCGUCUGUUUAGGUCUAACUUCUGGAGAGUCGAGACCUUCAAUUAAGAAAGGUGCGGCACUUACACCCAGCGUUAACUUCUGCAGUGACUAUAGUCCGUGGGGCGAAGAUGUGACAUGGUGGUAUGACUGGGGCCAUUGGCCAAUGUAUGAGAGACGAAACAACUGCACUGCCAACCCUGAAUGGACACCGCCGGAUCACAUAGAGUACGUCCCGAUGCAAUGGAAGUGGUGGAGUCGUACAAAUGUCACUGAUCGAUUUCCAUCAACGGGAAGUUACAUUCUUGGGUUCAACGAGCCCAAUCACAGGGGACAGGCUGAUAUGACACCAGCUGAGGCUGCUCUUGUGUGGCCAGAAAUGGAAGCUGAGGCGCGAAGGACCGGCAAACAGCUGGUGUCUCCCGCCGCAGUUCCCUGUGGGUCUGAGCUGAAUUGUCAUGGAGAUGCCUUCGAAUGGUUCAACGAGUUCUUCGACCUAUGUCAGGGUUGUCAGGUAGAUUAUCUCGCAACACAUUUCUAUACGUGCAACCCUGAUAGCAUGAUGGAUUUCCUUGAGGCGUUAUGGUUGGCAUAUGAGAAACCAAUAUGGCUGACUGAGUUCGCGUGUCCAGGUGGAGAUUCGACAGUGAGGCAACUGAACUACAUGGCUGAGUUACUUCCACGAUUAGAAGCAGCAAGCUUUGUGUUUCGCUAUUCCUGGCACACUUUCAACUGCUUUUCUAUUAAAAGAACCAUUUUGACAAAGAUGUACAUGUAUAUCACUCUGUUGAUUACACUGGGAACUCUGGGAGUAGUAUGGAGUUUUCCAAAUGGAGCACCCCAACAGGCAUGUGAUACAAUGAUGCCAAGGCACGGAAAGUAUCCCCAGAAUUGGCAACCCCUCCCUAAUUCGCCCAAAGAACCGCCAUUUGAAAUAGUACCGUUGAAGAAUGAAUACGUACAUGACAGAGAUGAAGUUCAUAUUCAACUUAGAGCUUUAUGGGGUGGUUACUAUUCCGGAGUUCUUAUCCAAGCAAGGAAGGUGAAAUGUCGUGAAAUAACCGACCCCGUGACAACACCAUUUCCCGGGUACUCCACGGCAGCCCCCCAUCCAAUCACCUACAGAGUACAUGAUGACCCAGUAGGAGAGUUCCGAACAUAUGAUGAUAGGAUGUCUGCGGUAACAUGUUGGAAUAGACAGCGGAGUGCUGCCACCCACACAACACGAAACUGGAAGAUCAAUGAAACAAUUUCAUGGACAUCAAAAAACGCCAACCUUGGCCCUGUGCUGUUCAGAGGCACAUUUGUAAGGCAACAAGAAGUAUUCUGGAUUGAGGUGAAUUCUACAAUAGUGACAGACAAGAACGCAUGGGACAUCCCAACAUGUGGGGUGGACAGACAUCUCUCUUCUGCACUACUCUACUCAGCAGCUGCCUUUAUAGUUUAUUCAAUAACAUGGUACAGACACCAUUAGUAUUAGAUUGUUUAUAAAUAGGCAUCAUUUUGAACUGUUUAGCCAUUUAUUAGGAAUGUUCCAAGCCUGAAGACUUUAAGUGAAAAGAUAGAAAAUGUAUUGUACAUAUUUGGUAUUUUUCGAUUCUGAAACAUGGUUAUUCUUAUAAUGUACAGUUGAAUUAACUAACAUCAAAAGUAUGCUGUAGUAAUAUAUUGUAAAUAUCAAACAUUUUAUACUUUUAUGUAAUACAAAUAUAUUUCUGUUUCAUCAUUCAUUGUACCAUUGAAUAUGUAAUAUGAGAACUAUUUGAAACAUACGUUUUCUUAUGUUAAUUUCAUCAAAUUGUGUAUAUGCCAUGAUGAUAUAAAUUAUGAAUA